AUGGACUCCGCAGGAAGAAAGCGCGCCACCGACACAGUCCAGCGUCUCCUCCGAACAUGGCUUUCGCUGAAUAACGUCCUGAUUUUGUCGUCCUCGGCCAUUGUUACGGGCAUUUUGGCUCACUUCAUCCGCAAAUUCCAUGAGCGCGGCACGCACGUCAUCUUUCAGGAGGUUAUCGCCGUGGUAACCCUCUUCCUCUACCUCUUCGCCGUGUUCGCUCCAGCCCUCAAGGGCUAUCGCGGCUACCUCCUGCCGCUCAACCUCGCCCUCUCCUAUCUGUGGCUGACCAACCUCAUCUUUUCUUCCCAAGACUACAGCGGCCACAGGUGCCACUACCACAGCCCUGCGUACAUAGGGCACUGUCGCUUGAAGCAUGCGGUGCAGGCUUUUAAUAUUGUGGGAUUCACUUCCCUCCUUUCAUCCGUCGUGGCCGAGAGUCUGAUGUGGUUCCGCUCCCGUCGGUCCUCUCCCGGUACCACCGGUAGCCGACUUGGCGAUGGAGAAAAGGGUUCAGCGCCGUUGACAUCUAAUCCUGGGGCUACAACAGGUGCUCCGAAUGCGACUAACGCGACGAACGGGACUCGUGUCUAAAUUCGCAUCGUCCCGGGCGUGCGCGACGAGCUUUCGUGCUGCUGCCGAAACUUGUUGUGCUGCCGAAUGACGCCUGGCUACUUUUCCUUGAGAGGGGUGAGGCUCUAGACUGUAGCGAUGGGAUAUUGGUUGAUGCGAGGUGGAUCGUUGGAACAGUGGUUACGACACCGAGCCGGUGGUAAAGAGAGUGAAGAUUUCGGGGAAGAAUUCGGAGAAGGAUUCGUUGUUGACAAGUGUUUCAUUGAUCGUGUCCAGUCGACGUUGUCUUUCGAGUGUGUGCGAUGCGAAGGCAUGCGUUGAACAACGCGGAGGACUUAAUACCGGGGGGGUAGUGGCGAGUGUGAAAGGGCUGUUUCUUUUCUCUCGG
Molecule: messenger RNA, 958 nt
Organism: Neurospora tetraspora
Lineage: Eukaryota; Fungi; Ascomycota; Sordariomycetes; Sordariales; Sordariaceae
Exons: 3
Coding region: 1-591 (196 amino acids)
Source: RefSeq, a predicted model, not a curated record